Diatraea saccharalis (sugarcane borer) is the source of this 1113-nucleotide messenger RNA. Lineage: Eukaryota; Metazoa; Arthropoda; Insecta; Lepidoptera; Crambidae. The record is from the annotation of a GenBank genome assembly.
AUUCAAUCAAAUUAUGAAUGAAAAUGAUGUUGUUAAAAAUACAAAAACAUUAAUCAAAUUGAAAAUAAUCUUGUUGUGAUUUCUAAAACAAGAAUUAAGUAUAAUCAUGUUUUGUUGUUUGAAAAGUUGUUUAAAUGGAUUCAGUCUUACGCCGAGCGUACCUGUACGUGUCAAAGAAAAUCCUGUUCAAUUAGACACUCUGCAUAUGGGACAUGAAGUUGUAGUGGUGAAAGGUGGCCAGAGAGUAUGUGGAUCAGGCUGUGCAUUAGGCAAUGCUCCCGUUGUGCAAAAUAAAGCCUACUUUGAAGUCAAGUUGCAACAAGGUGGAGUUUGGGCAGUGGGCCUCGCUACAAGAGAGACUGAUGUCAAUCGUGUACACGGAGGCGUAGAUAAAGAUUCAUGGUGUCUGAACAGUGACGGUACAGUGAGGCAUGCCAAUGAAGAGUUGUACCACCUGUCAGCAGCUCCUAGAGACUCGCCUACAGCCGAUCUCCUUGUGUCGACAAAUUCACCCGAUCAUAAGGAAGUGGAAAUGAAGGAAAGCGAUGCUCCAACUUCGGCAGCCGUGAUGCCAGUCGAAGGUGAUACCAUUGGUGUGGCAUACGACCACGUGGAGUUAAAUUUCUUCCUGAAUGGAAAGAAUAUGGAAAUCCCAGUGAGAAACGUUAGAGGCACGGUGUACCCUGCUCUGUAUGUUGAUGACGGAGCGAUCCUAGAUAUAAACUUAGAUAAUUUCUUAUAUCCGCCUCCGCCUGGAUACGAGAAGAUAAUGGUGGAACAGAGUCUACUUUAACAAAAAUGUUAAACAAGAUCAGUGUUUUGGACAAUGGUGUGAGUCGCGCGCUUAUCAAUGUUUUUGAGAUGGAGUAAAUGUUUAUUUUCAAUCAAUGGAUGCUGGAAAUACGCCUGGAGCAGCUGUGAGAUCGUAAAAUAUUCCAGGGGUUACAUUAUGUCACUUAAAUCAGCCAAGAAAUCUACACGUAUUUGGUGAAAUACAAGAAUUUGAAAACAGCAUUUAUUAUGUUGAUGAAGUUGCAUUGCAGUAAUCAAAUUAAGAACUGUUGAUUUUAUAUUGUAUCAUCAUCAUCAUAUCAACAGGGAAGACGACUGGGU